CAUGGUGUAUAAUCUUUUUAACGUUAUGGUGGUUUGAAUGAGAAUGGCUCCUAUAGGCUAAUAGAUGUGAAUCCUUGGUCACCAGAAUGGCACUAUUUGAAAAGAUUAGGGAGUAUGGCCUAGUUGGAGGUCACUGGCAGUAGGCUUUGAGGUUCCAAAAAGUACUUCCCAAGCUCAGAUUCUCUUUCUUCCUGCCGCCUGUGGAUCUGGAUGUAGAGGUGUCAACUACUGCCUGCCCCUCUGCCCUCUGACAGAGCUAAACCUGUGAAAUUGGUAAAUGCUUUCCUUGAUAAGAGUCACUGUGGUCAUGGUCAUGCUUCUUCAUAGACAAAUAUUUUACUGAAACGUUUUACAUCUAUGUUCAUAAGGAAUAUUGGUCUGUAAUUCUCUUUUUGGGGGUGUCCUUGUGUGGUUUUGGAUUAGGGUAAUAGUGGCAUUGACUCCAUCACACACAUCAAAUAAUUUUUUUCAGUUAAAUGACCAAAUUUGUUAACUGGCAAAGGGUUUGAAUAGGUAUUUAAUAAAAAAAAACUUUUAAAAAGAGACUACUGAUGGAGACAGGUUGUCCAAGGAUGUUCUUCACAGAUUAACGUCGGUUAAUGAUGAUUUGAUUUAUAUCUAUAAAAUCUCUUCACUGGAUCACUAAAUUAAUUCGUGUUUGCCUUCCCUUUUGUCCUUGUGUUUUAGCCUAGUGAAAGUAGCAUGAAAAGCCCUAUCACAUAAACAUGCAAGUAUUUUGUUUUAUGCACACAGAUACUUGGUUUAACAUGCUACAGCGUUCUAUAACGUUCAUUCUCUUACUGAAGUCACACAUAUGGAGCACUUACUGUGUGCCGGACACGGGAGUACAUGAUGCUUCAUCAUUAAACAAUAUCUGAGAUGGCGACUAGCACACAGAAGAUACUCACAUGUUGCUUAAAAAAUCAAUAAAUUUACCAUCUGGAAACUGAAAAAAAAAUCAGCUUUAGAGGAGAUAUCUGCACUGGGCCUGAGAAGCACGCUCUGAACUAAAUUGUGGUCUGCUAUGCCUCCUUUCCUCCAAGGCUGGGGCAAGAAGGGUGUUUUUGAGAACAAACCCUGUUGCUUUGCUGUUCUGCCAGGGAGAGAAGAAAAUUUAGCACUAUAAUCUCCAAAACCUUCAGUACCAAGCAGUUCCUCAGAGUGGACAACCUUGCAAAUAGGAAAAAUGAGCUAAUCCUGACAAAAUCACUGAUGCAGAUAUACUCAGGGGAAAAUCUGUAGGGACUUGGUGGGAGAAAUAAGGCCCGGGAAGAAGGAAAGUGUUUAAACACUAUUCCCCACUCUUGGCCUGGCCUUUGAAAAUACCAACUUAAGAUUGAUAGUUCCAGCUAUCCCUAGAACACCAGAGGAAUGGAUGUAGCGUGUGGCAAGACAAGGUGUUAAAUGUGGCAGGUCAUGUCUGAUGAAACAAGCCAGACAUGGAUCUCAUGGGUUCUCCUGGCAGGGGUUUUAUUUGAACGCAAACACAGUGAUAAAGUAGAAAAGACAAUAGCUGAGUGGAGCAAAGGAGCCAGUGUGGGGAGAGCACAGGAGAGAGUGAGUACAGGAGUGACAGAAGGCUCAGAGUGAAACCAUUAGGUAUGCAAACAGACACAAAAUAUUCCACAAUAUUUUAUUCGUCCCUCAUAAUCUUCUUGGACUAUACAUUGGUGUUUCAGGUUACAACAUUCCUUCCUUAAACAUAGAUGCAAAGUUUGCAUACCUUAACCUGUUUGAUUUUUGGUAAGGACUUCCUGAAAGUGUCGUAUAAACAAACAGCAAAUAUAAGAACAAGAUAAAUUGUAUUGAGGCUUGGUUACAGUAGUUUCAUAAAGUCACUUUGGGGACACUUGAAGACUAUUCUUCAUUGACAAUGAAUAUUUAUAUAAAUCUAUAUAUUCUCCAAUGGAUCCAAUUUUCUACUCAUGCCUUUUCCUGUAAUUUGAAAAUCUUGAUUUCCUGGACUCCUUUCAAGGUAAGGCAGUUAGUUAAACAGCAACAACAGCAACAAAAACCAACUUGGCCUCAAUUCGCUUGAGUUAAAAACAGUGUAACUGUUUAUCUUGAGUCUGUCUUAGUUCAGCAACGGCCUCUCCUAGCAACCUUCAUCCAGCCCUUCUGGUAGGUCAUACAGUUUCCAUGGUGACUAUGUUGUUUCUACUGGAUUGCUGUAGCCCUUCAGGAGAGAAACUCUUGUCUGUCUCUGAGUGGCAAACGAGAAGAAUCAGAUAGCAAGUGGCUAGCAGAGCUGUGUUUAGAAUUCCUGCCCACUCCUCUCAACUGCCAUUCUUUAACCACUACCGCACUUGAGUAUAGAGUAUUUAGAUCCUUAGGAGACCAAGAUGUCAGAUCCUAACAAAACUGCCAUUACAGCAGAAAAGGAAGCUUUGAACUUGAAGUUGCCCCCUAUUGUUCAUCCCCCCAAAAACAUAGGUGUUGACACACCAAAACAAAGUGAGUUGCUAAAUUACCGAAGAUCUAAGGAACAGCAGAAGAAAAUCAAUCAAUUAGUAAUUUCUGCAGCUAAAAAAAGUCUAGAUAAAACCCUGGAUAAAAGAAUCCCCCCGUUACCGGAGCCAGACUUCCCUCCAACGAUGACCAGUGAAAUUAAAAAAAAAGGAUUAAACUACAUAUUCAUGAAGCAGUGUGUAGAGAGUAGCCCUAUAGUACCGAUUCAGCCACAGUGGCUGGACCACAUGUUAAUGCUGAUACCUGAGCACCUAAAGGAAGGGAAAAAAAGAGAAGAACUGCUCGGAAGUCUCAUAAAUGAGGUGUCAAUGGACUUUGAAAAAAGCAUGAAGAGAUAUUUGGUACAGAGUGUUCUUGUGAAACCUCCAGUUAAAUGGCUUGAAGAUGAAUGGGGCCCUUUGCCUGAAUCUCCUGAAGGACUAGAUUAUUCCAAUCCUUGGCAUUCUAACUUUGUGCAGGCAAGAAGUCAAAUAUUAGCUAAUUUGCACAUUGUUCAUCCAACUAUGAAACUAUUACUGGAGCUUGGUUAUACAACAUUUUCUGACAUAAUUCUGCUGGACUUAACAGGAAUUCGAGAUAGAGGCCCAAUUGACUGCGAAGCACUGAGAAAUGAUCUGUCAAUUCAAGCGAGAAAGGCAGAAGAGAGGAUAAUGAACACGUGGUAUCCAAAGGUCAUAAAUCUCUUUACUAAGAAGGAGGCGCUAGAAGGCAUCAAGCCUGAAAAAGUGGACUCCUUUUAUAACUGUGUUUCAAUACUUAUGUCAAAUCAGCUAAAAGAUCUCUUAUGGAGAACUGUAGAAGAAUUUGUAAGACUCUUUGAUUCAAGAUAUAUACUCAGGCUUCCAAUAUUCAAGAUGGAAUUGACAUUUGAUGACGAUAAAAUGGAAUUUUAUCCCACCUUUCAAGAUUUGGAAGACGUUGUCUUGGGUUUGAUAGAACGGAUAUCUGAAACUUUGCAGACUGUCCAAACAGUGCCUUCUUGGCUGUCAGGAACUACAGCGCCUGUCAAUCUUGAUACAGAACUUCCAGAACAUGUGAUGUACUGGGCUCUCAGUACACUGAGGAUAGCAGUACAUCAGAACUUAGAAGGUGUAAGAGCACAUUAUAAAACAUACGUUACAAACUACAACUGGCUCCUUGAUGGGACAGCAACAAAGAUGAUAGAGAGAUUUCAGUCAGAAAACCAUACUUUUGAUGAAUACACAGAAUUUAUAGAAAGAUUUUUCAGUCUUGCUUCAGAAAUAAUGCUUUUGCCUCAGUGGGCUCAUUAUCCUAUGGUUCGUUUGGACUGUGAAGACUUGAAGACAGGCUUGACAAAUAAAGCAAAAGCCUUUGCAAACAUUUUAUUAAAUGACAUCGCUUCAAAACAUAGAAAAGAAAAUGAAUCUAUUUGCAGUGAAUUUGAAACAAUUAAAGAGCAUGCUCUACGAGUUCCUGAGACAACAGAAGAAAUGAUGGAACUAAUUGCUUUCAUAGAAAAAGCUCGAACCACAGGAAUUCAGAACUUGGCUCAAAGGAUCCAGGAAUCUAAACGCCAAAUGGGUUACUUUUUAGAUACUUUUCUAUUGUCUCAAGAAGAUUUAAAUUUAAAUGCAAGUGUCCUCUUGUGGCCUAGUAAAAUUAACCCCGUCUUUGAUGAGAAUGAUGAACUCAUUGAGAAUUCUAAACGUACGAAAGAAAAUGAACUAAUAGCCAAGAGAGAGAAACUGAUUUUGGAAAUAGAAAAAGAGUCGCGCCGCAUGGAGGAGUUCACAGAGUUUGCAGAACUGGACCGCAUGCAACAGUAUGUGGCAGAUGUAAGACAUCUACAGAAACGUAUUCAGGAUUCGGAAGAAGCUGUCCAGUUUAUUAAUAAAGAAGAGGAACUUUUCAAAUGGGAAUUGACAAAGUAUCCUGAACUGGAAAAAUUAAAAGUCACCAUUGAACCCUACCAGAAGUUUUUCAAUUUUGUUCUGAAGUGGCAGCGAACAGAAAAACGGUGGAUGGAUGGAGGGUUUCUGGACCUUAACGGAGAAAGCAUGGAAGCUGAUAUAGAUGAGUUUUCCCGAGAAGUUUUUAAGACACUGAAGUUCUUCCAAACUAAGCAAAAGAAAGAAUUACAAGAAAAAAGAAAGGCAGCAAGAAAGCGAUCUUUGAUGGAAGAGAAACCCGAAGAAGAACCAAAGGAGAGUCCUACAAUUACAAUGUGUGCUACAGUAAUGGAGCAGAUAAAGGUCUUUAAGGAAUAUAUCCCUACAGUCUCCAUCCUGUGCAACCCAGGAAUGAGAGCUCGUCACUGGAAACAGAUGUCAGAAAUUGUGGGCUAUGACUUGACUCCAGAUUCUGGAACUACACUGAGAAAAGUUUUGAAAUUAAACCUUACACCAUAUUUAGAAAGUUUUGAAGUUAUAAGUGCUGGUGCGAGUAAGGAAUUUUCCUUAGAGAGGGCCAUGAAUGCUAUGAUAGCAACUUGGGAUGAUAUUUCUUUUCAUAUAAGUCUAUAUCGUGAUACUGGAGUCUAUAUCCUUUCUUCAGUGGACGAGAUUCAGGCAAUUCUUGAUGAUCAGAUUAUAAAAACACAGACAAUGAGAGGUUCACCUUUUAUCAAACCAUUUGAAAAUGAAAUCAAGGCCUGGGAAGACCGUCUGAUUCGAAUCCAGGAGACCAUUGAUGAGUGGUUGAAAGUGCAAGCUCAGUGGCUGUACUUAGAGCCCAUCUUCUGUUCUGAGGACAUCAUGCAGCAGAUGCCAGAGGAAGGGCGGCAGUUUCAGACAGUAGACAGACACUGGAAGGAUAUCAUGAAGUUCUGUGCUAAAGAUCCAAAGGUUCUUGCUGCUACUUCUUUAACAGGCUUGUUGGAAAAACUACAGAAUUGCAAUGACCUUCUGGAUAAAAUCAUGAAAGGACUGAAUGCAUACCUUGAGAAGAAGCGACUUUUCUUCCCUCGCUUUUUCUUUUUAUCUAAUGAUGAAAUGCUAGAGAUUUUGUCAGAGACCAAAGAUCCACUCAGAGUUCAGCCACACUUAAAAAAAUGCUUUGAGGGCAUCGCUAAGUUGGAGUUCCUGACUAAUCUGGAUAUUAAAGCCAUGUACAGCUCUGAGGGUGAACGAGUGGAGCUGAUUUCAGUGAUUUCCACGUCUGCAGCGAGGGGUGCCGUAGAGAAAUGGCUCAUUCAAGUAGAAGACCUAAUGCUCAGAAGUAUCCAUGAUGUGAUUGCUGCAUCUAGACUGGCUUACCCAGAAUCUGCAAGGAAAGACUGGGUCAGAGAGUGGCCUGGCCAGGUUGUUCUUUGUGUGUCUCAGAUGUUCUGGACUUCUGAGACACAGGAAGUCAUAAGUGGUGGAAACGAGGGGUUAAAGAAGUACUACAAGGAACUCCAGUAUCAACUAAAUGACAUUGUGGAGCUGGUGAGAGGGAAGUUAUCUAAGCAGACCAGGAUCACUCUGGGGGCUUUGGUUACGAUUGAUGUCCACGCUAGAGAUGUUGUCAUGGACAUGAUUGAUAUGGGUGUCUCACAUGAUACAGAUUUCCAGUGGCUCGCUCAACUUCGUUAUUACUGGGAAUAUGAGAACGCUCGAGUUCGUAUUGUCAACUGCAAUGUCAAAUACGCUUAUGAGUAUCUUGGUAACUCACCACGACUUGUCAUAACUCCUUUAACUGACAGAUGUUACAGAACAUUGAUAGGUGCCUUCUAUUUAAACCUUGGAGGUGCUCCAGAAGGGCCAGCGGGCACAGGAAAAACGGAGACCACCAAGGACCUGGCGAAAGCCCUUGCUGUGCAGUGUGUCGUGUUCAACUGCUCCGACGGGCUGGACUAUCUAGCGAUGGGAAAGUUUUUUAAAGGCCUGGCUUCUUCAGGCGCCUGGGCUUGCUUUGAUGAAUUUAACCGCAUUGAACUGGAAGUGCUGUCCGUGGUGGCACAGCAGAUCCUUUGCAUCCAGAGAGCUAUUCAGCAGAAACUGGAAGUGUUUGUCUUUGAAGGGACAGAACUUAGGCUCAAUCCAAACUGUUUUGUGGCCAUCACCAUGAAUCCUGGCUAUGCAGGACGUUCUGAAUUGCCAGACAACCUCAAGGUUCUUUUCAGAACAGUAGCUAUGAUGGUUCCAAACUACGCCCUCAUCGCAGAAAUCUCCCUUUACUCCUAUGGGUUUCUAAACGCAAAGCCUCUGUCUGUGAAGAUAGUGAUGACCUACCGGCUGUGCUCCGAGCAGCUGUCCUCGCAGUUCCAUUACGACUAUGGGAUGCGAGCAGUGAAAGCCGUGUUAGUGGCAGCUGGGAACCUAAAAUUGAAAUACCCCAAUGAAAACGAGGACAUACUGCUUCUUCGAUCAAUUAAAGAUGUAAAUGAACCAAAGUUUCUCUCACACGACAUACCUUUAUUUAAUGGAAUAACUAGUGAUUUAUUUCCUGGUAUUAAGCUUCCUGAAGCUGACUACCAAGAAUUUUUGGAAUGUGCAUAUGAAGCCUGCGAAACACAAAAUCUUCAGCCUGUUAAAUUUUUUCUUGAAAAAAUUAUUCAGACAUAUGAAAUGAUGAUUGUUCGACAUGGUUUCAUGUUGGUAGGAGAGCCUUUUGCUGCUAAGACAGAAGUGCUGCAUAUUCUGGCUGACACUUUAACUCUUAUGAAUGAACGCAACUAUGGAGACGAAGAAAAGGUCAUGUAUAGGACUGUAAACCCCAAAUCAAUUACUAUGGGCCAACUUUUUGGGCAGUUUGACCCAGUGUCUCAUGAGUGGACGGAUGGUAUCGUGGCAAACACGUUUAGAGAAUUUGCCUUAGCGGAAUCACCUGACCGGAAAUGGGUUGUGUUCGAUGGCCCCAUUGAUACUCUGUGGAUAGAGAGCAUGAAUACAGUACUGGAUGAUAACAAAAAGCUUUGCCUUAUGAGCGGAGAAAUCAUUCAAAUGUCCCCUCAAAUGAGCCUCAUCUUUGAAACAAUGGACCUUUCACAGGCUUCGCCAGCCACCGUGAGUCGCUGCGGCAUGAUUUAUUUGGAGCCUUCACAGUUAGGAUGGGAACCAAUUGUGGCUUCAUGGUUGAACUCACUGAAAGAGCCUCUAAAUGAACUAGAACAUCAGAAUCUGCUGAAAGAACUUUUUAACUGGCUAGUGCAGCCUUCUCUAGAGUUUCGCAGGAAGAAAUGCAAGGAAUUGAUCCCUACAGGUAACAUCAAUGCGGUUGUGGCACUCACGCGCCUCAUUGAAAUCCUGCUCUGUACUGUGGUGGAAAAUGAUCCCAGUAGCAAGCACAUCCGUGUCUGGAUUAUGGCCACCUUUGUAUUCUCUUUGAUUUGGUCAGUUGGAGCAAGUUGUGAUACAGAUGGUCGUCUUGCUUUUGAUAAUUUCCUACGGUCACUUGUAACAGGAAAAAAUGACAAAGCCCCAAUGCCAGUCUUCAUCAAUAAAUGGGAAUGCCCAUUUGAUGAAAAGGGCCUGGUCUACGACUACAUGUAUGAGUUAAGAAACCGAGGUCGCUGGAUCCAUUGGAAUGACUUAAUUAAAAGUUCUGAUAUAGAAGACAGACGUACCAAGAUUCAAGAUAUUAUAGUCCCUACAAUGGACACGAUUAGAUAUACUUUCCUAAUGGAUUUGUGCAUUUCCCAUGCAAAGCCGCUGCUCUUUGUGGGUCCCACUGGCACAGGAAAGUCAGUGUACGUGAAGGAUAAGCUAAUGAAUCACUUGGAAAAGGGAAAGUACUUUCCUUUCUAUGUUAAUUUCUCCGCACGGACCAGUGCCAAUCAGGUUCAGAACAUUAUUAUGGCUAGAUUGGACAAAAGGCGCAAGGGAGUAUUUGGACCACCUAUGGGAAAGAAGUGUGUAGUGUUCAUAGAUGAUAUGAAUAUGCCUUCACUGGAGAAAUAUGGAGCCCAACCUCCUAUUGAGUUAUUACGCCAGUUUUUUGACUGUGGACAUUGGUAUGACCUUAAGGACACCACCAAAAUCACACUGGUUGAUAUAGAGCUCAUAGCUGCCAUGGGGCCUCCAGGCGGCGGAAGGAAUGCCGUCACCCCGCGUUUCAUCCGACAUUUCAACAUCUGCACCAUCAAUUCCUUCAGCGACGAAACUAUGGUCCGAAUUUUCUCAUCAAUCAUGAUGUUCUACCUUAGGACUCAUGAUUUUUCUCCAGAGUACUUUGUACUCGGACACCAAAUAGUUAGUGCGACUAUGGAGAUAUAUAAACAAUCUAUGGGAAAUCUUUUGCCCACUCCUGCAAAAUCUCACUAUACUUUUAACCUGCGUGACUUCUCACGUGUCAUCCGGGGCUGCUUACUCAUUGAUAAAGAGGCCAUAGAGAGCAAACACACUAUGAUCCGCCUGUUUGUGCAUGAGGUUCUCCGCGUGUUUUAUGAUCGUCUUAUUAAUGAUGAAGAUCGGAAUUGGCUCUUCCUAUUAAUUAAGAAUGUUAUAAAAGACCACUUUAAGGAGUCACUUGAAAAUGUCUUUAGUCAUCUGAGGAGAGGGAACUCCUCCAUAAAUGAAGAAGACUUACGAAACCUCAUGUUUGGGGAUUAUAUGAACCCUGAUCUAGAAGGAGAUGAUCGGGUUUAUAUUGAAAUUCUGAAUAUUCACCAGUUUAAUGAAGUUGUUGACCAGUGUUUAGAUGAGUAUAAUCAAACUCACAAAAGAAGAAUGAAUCUUGUUGUGUUUAGGUAUGUUCUGGAACAUUUGUCAAGAAUAUGCCGCAUCCUAAAGCAGUCUGGUGGCAACGCUUUGCUCAUUGGGCUUGGAGGAAGCGGCCGGCAGUCUCUGACUAGUCUGGCUACAUCUAUGGCAAAAAUGCAGAUUUUCCAACCAGAAAUUUCUAAGAGUUACGGCAUGAAUGAGUGGAGAGAGGAUAUUAAGUCCUUGUUGAGAAAUGUUGGUGUGAAAGGCCAGAAGACCGUCUUCCUGAUCACAGACACUCAGAUUAAGGAGGAAGCUUUCCUAGAGGACAUCGACAGUGUGCUCAACACUGGUGAAGUUCCUAACAUUUUUGCAGCAGACGAGAAGCAAGAAGUGAUGGAGGGUGUCCGUCCAGUAGCUCAGGUGGGCAAUAAACAUGGUGAACUCAGUCCCUUAGCCCUGUUUGCCUUCUUUGUGAACCGUUGCAAAGAUAAUCUUCACGUCGUGGUGGCCUUCAGCCCUAUAGGAGAUGCCUUCCGAAAUCGUCUGAGACAAUUCCCAUCCCUCAUCAAUUGUUGUACUAUUGAUUGGUUUCAGCCGUGGCCUGAAGAUGCCCUGGAACGUGUAGCUGUGAGUUUCCUAGAAACCGUGGAGCUCACUGAGGUGGAGCGGCACGAGAUAGUCCCGAUCUGUAAACACUUUCACACUUCCAUUAUGAAUCUUUCAGAAAGGUUCUUAGAAGAGCUGGGACGACAUAACUAUGUUACUGCUACUUCUUACCUUGAACUGAUUGGCUCAUUUCGGCAGCUUUUAACCAAGAAGCGGCAGUCUGUCAUGGAAGCAAAACAGCGCUAUGUGAACGGACUUGACCAGUUAGCUUUCGCCGAGUCUCAGGUUGGCGAAAUGAAACUGGAGCUGGUUGAGUUACAGCCCAAACUGGAGGCAGCGAAAGUUGAAAAUGCACGUAUGAUGCAGAUAAUUGAGAUAGAAUCUGCACAAGUAGAAGCAAAAAGAAAGAUUGUGAAGUUGGAUGAAGAAAUAGCCAGCGGGAAGGCUGAGGAAGCCCAGGCUCUGAAAAACGAGUGUGAGAGUGACCUGGCGGAGGCCAUUCCAGCCUUGGAAGCAGCGCUGUCUGCACUAGACACCCUUAAGGAAAGUCCAGCCGAUAUUACAAUUGUAAAAUCAAUGAAGAAUCCUCCAGCUGGGGUUAAACUAGUCAUGGCUGCUGUCUGCGUCAUGAAAGAUAUAAAGCCAGAAAAGAUUUCAGAUCCUUCAGGAACUGGAGGCAAGAUAUUUGAUUACUGGGGACCUAGCAAAAAACUCCUGGGAGAUAUGAAUUUUCUCCGAGAUUUGAGGGAGUAUGACAAGGAGAACAUUCCAGUGGCUGUUAUGCAGAAGAUUCGUAGCGAAUAUUUGACGAACCCUGAAUUUGAUCCCCCUAAGGUCGCUAAAGCCUCUUCUGCUGCUGAGGGUCUGUGCAAGUGGAUCAUGGCUAUGGAAGUGUAUGACAGAGUUGCAAAGGUGGUUGCUCCAAAGAAAGCUCGCUUAGCGGAGGCCCAGAAGUCCUUGGCAGAGACAAUGGAACUUUUGAAUCAGAAGAGGGGUGAACUGGCCCAAGUAGAGCAUCAUUUGGAAAACUUACAGAAGACUUUUCAAGAGAAGACGGAGGAAAAGGCAGCUCUGGAGGAUCAGGUGGAGCUGUGCGCUAAGAAGCUAGAACGAGCCACCAAGCUAAUUGGAGGGCUAGGCGGAGAAAAGUCAAGAUGGUCUCAAGCUGCAAAUGACCUUCAAGCAACAUAUGAAAACCUAACUGGUGACGUCUUGGUGUCAGCAGGAGUCAUAGCUUACCUUGGUGCUUUCACUUCUGGAUUUCGACAAGAAUGUACGGAAGAUUGGAGCAAGCUGUGCAAGGAGAAAAAAUUCCCGUGUUCAGAGGAGUUCUCAUUGAGUAAAACCUUGGGGGAUCCAGUCAAAAUUAGAGCUUGGAAUAUUGCUGGGCUACCAACAGACACGUUCUCCAUAGACAAUGGUGUGAUCGUUAACAAUUCUAGGCGGUGGCCUUUAAUGAUCGACCCCCAGGGUCAAGCAAAUAAGUGGAUCAAAAACUCUGAGAAAGAUAAUCAGCUCAGUGUUAUUAAGUUAUCAGACUCAGACUAUAUGAGAACCUUGGAAAACUGCAUUCAGUUGGGAACUCCAGUUCUCCUGGAAAAUGUUGGUGAAGAUUUGGAUCCCUCCUUGGAGCCUUUGUUACUCAGACAAACUUUUAAACAAGGUGGUAUUGACUGCAUCAGACUUGGUGAAGUCAUUAUUGAAUAUUCUUUUGAUUUUAAAUUUUAUAUCACCACAAAACUGAGAAAUCCACACUACAUGCCAGAACUGGCUACAAAAGUGUCUUUGCUCAAUUUCAUGAUAACUCCGGAAGGGCUGGAAGAUCAGCUACUAGGCAUUGUUGUUGCCAAGGAGAGACCAGAGUUAGAGGAGGAGCGAAAUGCUCUCAUUCUUCAGUCCGCAGCUAACAAGAAGCAGCUCAAAGACAUCGAGACAAGGAUUUUAGAAACACUGUCAUGUUCUGAAGGGAACAUUCUGGAAGAUGAAAGUGCGAUAAAAGUCUUAGACUCUGCCAAAAUGAUGUCUAAUGAGAUCACGAAGAAACAGCAGGUUGCAGAAAAAACAGAGCUCAAAAUAGCAGAGUCUCGAGAAGGCUACAGACCCAUCGCCAAACACUCGUCAGUGUUAUUCUUCAGCAUUGCAGACCUGGCCAACAUCGAUCCUAUGUACCAGUACUCCCUCACCUGGUUUGUGAACCUGUACAUCAACUCCAUUCACGACAGCAACAGAUCCAAAAUUUUGGAAAAACGCCUGCGCUAUCUAAAUGACCACUUCACAUACAACUUAUAUUGUAACAUAUGCCGAUCUCUGUUCGAGAAAGACAAGCUGCUGUUCUCCUUUUUAUUAUGUGCUAAUCUUCUCCUGGCCAAGAAAGAGAUUGAAUACCAGGAACUGAUGUUUCUUCUAACUGGAGGAGUAAGUCUUAAGAGUGCUGAAAAGAAUCCUGAUCCAAACUGGCUACAGGAUAAAAGCUGGGAGGAGAUCUGUCGAGCAAGUGAACUCCCAGUCUUCCAUGGACUCAGGGAGCAUUUUUGUAAUCACAUACGUGAGUGGGAGGAUAUUUACAACAGUAAAGAGCCGCACAAUAUGAAACUUCCAGAAUCAAUGGACAAGACGCUGAACGAGCUGCAGAAAAUAAUAAUUCUUCGCUGUCUAAGGCCUGAUAAGAUAACCCCAGCUAUAACAAAUUAUGUGACUGACAAACUAGGGAAAAAAUUUGUAGAGCCUCCACCAUUUGACUUGACAAAGAGUUAUUUGGAUUCAAAUUGCACCAUCCCUUUAAUUUUUGUGCUGUCUCCUGGAGCAGAUCCAAUGGCCAGCCUGCUGAAAUUUGCAAAUGAUAAAUCUAUGUCUGGAAAUAAAUUUCAAGCGAUUUCACUGGGACAAGGGCAAGGACCAGUAGCAACAAAAAUGAUUACAGCAGCAAUAGAAGAAGGAACUUGGGUUUGUCUACAAAACUGUCAUCUUGCUGUCUCCUGGAUGCCCACAUUGGAAAAAAUCUGUGAAGAUUUUUCACCUGAAAUCUGCAAUCCAACCUUUAGGCUUUGGCUCACAAGCUAUCCAUCUCCAAAAUUCCCAGUAACAAUUCUACAGAACGGAGUGAAGAUGACCAAUGAGCCUCCCACUGGCCUCCGGCUGAAUCUCCUUCAAUCAUAUCUCUCUGAUCCAAUUUCUGAUCCUGAGUUUUUCAAUGGAUGCCCCGGCAAAGAACUGGCAUGGGAGAAAUUGCUUUUUGGAGUUUGCUUUUUUCACGCCCUUGUUCAAGAGAGAAAGAAAUUCGGUCCUCUAGGCUGGAAUAUUCCAUAUGGAUUUAAUGAGUCUGACCUACGCAUCAGUAUCCGGCAGCUGCAGUUGUUUAUAAACGAAUAUGACACAAUCCCAUUCGAAGCUAUCUCUUACCUGACUGGGGAGUGUAACUAUGGAGGGAGAGUGACAGAUGACUGGGACCGGCGCCUCCUAUUAACCAUGCUGGCUGACUUUUACAACUCAUUAAUCAUUGAAAACCCUCACUACAAGUUCUCUCCCAGUGGAAACUACUUUGCGCCUCCCAAAGGCACUUAUGAUGAGUACAUUGAAUUCAUUAAGAAACUUCCGUUUACUCAGGAACCCGAGAUAUUUGGAUUACAUGAAAAUGUUGAUAUCUCCAAAGAUCUUCAGCAAACGAAACUCCUUUUUGAGUCCUUGCUCCUCACCCAGGGUGGCGUCAAGCAGACAGGCUCCUCGGGAAGCACUGACCAGAUCCUGUUAGAAAUUACUGAGGAUAUCCUCACACAGCUCCCAAACGAUUUUGACAUUGAAGCAGCACUAAGGAGUUAUCCUGUGAGGUACGAAGAGAGCAUGAAUACUGUGUUAGUGCAAGAAAUGGAACGCUUCAACAAUUUAAUUAUAACUAUCCGUAAUACUCUGCGGGACCUCAAAAAGGCGAUUAAAGGUGUAGUUGUGAUGGACUCUGCAUUGGAAGCACUUUCUGGCAGCUUGCUUAUUGGAAAGGUUCCAGAAAUGUGGGCACAGCGAUCGUACCCAAGUCUGAAGCCCCUUGGAAGUUACAUCACAGAUUUCCUGACCCGGCUGAAGUUUCUAGAGGAUUGGUUCACUAUGGGGAAACCCAAUGUGUUUUGGAUCUCUGGUUUCUUUUUCACCCAAGCCUUUUUAACUGGAGCUAUGCAGAAUUAUGCCAGAAAAUACACCAUCCCUAUUGAUUUGCUAGGCUACGAAUUUGAGGUGAUUCCUUCCGAUAACGCCACCAAUCCACCUGAAGACGGCGUUUAUAUUCAUGGACUGUAUCUUGAUGGCGCACGCUGGAACAGGACCAGUGGACUGCUGGCUGAACAACAUCCCAAACUUCUGUUUGACCUGAUGCCCAUCAUAUGGAUAAAACCAAAUGUAAAGACUGAGAUUGUGAAGACAGAUGCCUACGUCUGUCCCCUCUACAAGACAAGCGAACGUAAAGGAACUCUUUCCACGACAGGACACUCGACCAACUUUGUCAUUGCAAUGCUAUUGAGGACAGAACUGCCUGCUCAACACUGGAUCAAGCGCGGGGUGGCUCUGCUCUGUCAGUUGGAUAACUAAGUCAAGCGAGUUUAGAAAGUGUCUGAUCAUUUUUUUAAUUUUUCACCUACUUAAAAAAAAAAUCCCCAAA
Rattus norvegicus (Norway rat) is the source of this 14301-nucleotide messenger RNA. NCBI's taxonomy places the organism in Eukaryota, Metazoa, Chordata, Mammalia, Rodentia, Muridae. The record is from RefSeq and is a predicted model, not a curated record.